Amyelois transitella is the source of this 4857-nucleotide messenger RNA. RefSeq names its product autophagy-related protein 101 (gene Atg101). Gene Ontology annotation, biological process: autophagosome assembly; autophagy. NCBI's taxonomy places the organism in Eukaryota, Metazoa, Arthropoda, Insecta, Lepidoptera, Pyralidae. Bases 141 to 806 code for a protein of 221 amino acids. The record is from RefSeq and is a predicted model, not a curated record. Gene Ontology annotation, cellular component: phagophore assembly site. The transcript has a single exon.
ACUUGACUCGCGUAUUUUAGCAAUGGCCCGGUGCGGUGUCGUCCACGGCUGCGCCCGCGUCGGUCCGUUCGUGCGCGCGUAACUCGUGAACUGUGAGUGAUUAUGUCUCUAGCGGGCGCGUGCGUGGCUUGCUGAGCGCCAUGAACGCGCGCACCAUCGCCUUCGAGCUGUCGAUGGAGGGGCGCCAAGUGGACGAGGUCGUCUCCGGAAUAUUCCACAGCGUCCUGUUCCAUCGAUCCAGCGGGAAGUUCACGUACAACAACGAGGAGAGCUACUCCAUACGCACCGUCAGCUAUGGCGACUGCGAUUGUGACUUCAUAGACUUCACAUACGUCCGCUGCGAAUCGGACCUCCUGUGUAGAAAUGUGAAUCGGGAGAUUUCAGACUUCUCAGCGCUGCUGCGGGCCGUCGACUGCAACUCCGCGCCCCCGCGCGGCUCUAUCAGCCUAGAGUUCUUCCAAAAACGCCGCACCCGCUGGCCGUUUCAACCUGAGUGCGUCCCAUGGGAAGUAUGGACCGUGUACUGUGAACUGACGGAGUCUUACAACGAUCACGAUAUGCACAGCAAACACGAGACGGUUGUAGAGAUGUUGCAGGACAAAAUGGUGUUCAUUAGCGAGAUAAUUAACAAGCACGACUACGUGCCGAAGAUGCCCAGCCAUUCGGACGCGGACCUCAUUUUUGACAUGUCCUAUGGUGACAUCCAGCCUUAUCUGUUCAAGAUCCACUACAGCCUGUCAGGGGCUCCCCCCUCCUCCGUAGGGAACACCGUUCGAAAACUUAUACGUGAUACGUUGUCUUUGUGAUGCAUAUUGACUUUCAAUUAUCUUAUUUUAUCACUGAGCAACAAAACGUUUGUUAUGAACUCGAAAGUUCUUUUAAUUUACAAUAUCCAGACUUGUAUUACAAAAAACAAUCUCAUUGCGAUGGUAGCUUUUUAAAUUAAAACAAAUAUCGCAUGACUAAAUUUGCUCUUUCGAUAUAUGCAGCAAAUGUUUUUAACAUAUAAAAAGAUAUAUUUUCUUGUACCUUAAAAUGAUUUUAAACUAUGAGAACUGUAAAUAAUUCUAAUAUAUUCAUUGUUUGUUGUGAUUAAUUAUACGUUUUGUUUUAAUACUAGAUGAACUAAUAUAACACAUUGCGUUUAAAAUAUUUAACUGCUUUUGUACUUACAAAAUAUUAUGUCUAUUGCACAAGAUUGUGUGUUCGUGAAUUCAAUGUGUCGUCAGUUUUAGAUGUUGGUACGUUUGUUUAGUAUCUUGUCUCGUCUAAACAUGAACUAAGCAUUAUACAUGUUUUUAAAUAUGAAGUAUGAUGCUUUAUUGCUUUUGGCAAGCAAAUAUAGCACCGCGCCAACGGCUAAUAUUAACGUAUCGCUUAGGAUACUUUGCUUCCAAUAGAAAUGCACUUUUUUCUAAUUGGUUGCCAAUUUGAUCUAAUUAAAGAGGACACACUUUGUUCAUGGCUCUUCCGCCAUUUUGUUAUGCUUUUUUUUUUAAAGAAGAUCCGAUUUUAGCGAAGCCUAUGGUGUCACAGUCGGGUCCGUUAAGAGGUGGCGGUAUGGAAUCGGGGAUAUUUUUUUUUGUUUGAAAGAAGUGCAAGUUAAUGUGUGUAUAUUGGAAUGUAAUAGGGAACAUUUCUUCAUACAAAAAUGUGAUAUAUACCGAAAAGAAAAAAAAUAAAUAAAAUGGACAUAAGUUGUAAUGAUACAAUAAAAACAGCACAAUUCGGUUGUAUGAAGAAAUAUCCUUAUUUUAUUCCUACUAACAUUUUCGCCUGUCGUAACUUUAAUAGUUCUAGUUUAGUUGUAAUAUUUUCAGAGCUAUGACUCGCAAGGCUGGUUGAUGUGUCCACUCAUUUUAUAUGGUUUAUUUAGAAUUCGCGUCUGUGUAUUUAAGUUAACUUAAGAUAUUAACCUGUGCGCACUGUAUAAAUAUUUUUACUAGACAUAAAAGUUACCUAUAAUUUGUUGUAAAUCUCUCUGUAAUUUUGUACCUUUUUUGAUAAUAGCAAAUGGUAACAUUGUAGUGUAAUUAGGGUAGUUGUAUUAUUAUGACCUAAGAAUUUCCAGAACAACUAAACUGGAUUAAGUCAAUUGGGUGGCAGCACUCAGUAUGAUAAUAGUAAAGUCAUUUGACUAAUUUGUGUGAGGUUUUAUAUUAAAAUGAUUGCUUUGUGAUAUUGCGUGAAAUGUGUUGAAAUAUUAUUUGAUCAUGGAUGUUGACUAGAAGAGAUAUUGAGCUAUCGAUUAGACGGCUUUAUAAUUAAUGUGUUAGUGAUAAGUCAAUUGUACAUUAUUGUACAGUUUAAAUUUUUCUCAUAUAUGAAUCCUUCGAAUAAACACAAUUUGAGAUUGCCGCGUGCGAGCUUGUAUUUUUUGCUUAUUUUUUUUAAGUUAAUGACACAUUAGAAUUAAGUGAUAUUAAAGUAUUGUGUCAUUAAUUUUUAAAUAUUUUUCAGCAAUGAUCUAUUACGAUAAGCGGUGUGUUACCGCCAAAGUUUUCGGAAGCCUAGUUUUCUAUGUAAGAAGUUAGAAUUGUAAAAGCGAAAUGCUACAUCUGUGGUUAGAAUAGCGAUGGUGCAUGAAAGUCUCAUACGUUAGGAUAUUAGUUUUAAAAUCAGAUUUUAUUGUAUUAUAGUUCAUUCAACAUAAUUAUAUAUAACGAGACUAAAAUACUGGUAUUGAUAAAAGAGAAUCGGUGAUUUUUAUAAUUCGUGCGACAGAAAAUGGAAAACUUAGAAUACACGUGUAGAAUUGGUGUUAUAUUUUUGUGCAUGGAAAGAAAGUUAGAAUAGCGUUGUUCACUUGAUUUGCUUAAAUAUGCUGUGUUUUGCAUGUUAGUAUAAUAAGGCCUGUACUCAGUGAAACUUUAUAAUCGAGCAAAUGAGAUUUUGUACUUGUAUAAAUUAUUAUAUAUAUAUUUCCUUCGCCAACAUGAAAAUAUUGUCUAUACAGGCCUGUAAUAUUGUAUAUAUUAAUUGAUGAUUAUUCUAUGAUUUUAUUUAAAAAAAUAAUGCUGUUCUUUGAUGGCUAAGAGUUCUAUUUGAAUAAGAUUAAAACACCUUUAGUUUAUACUACAUUAUUUUUACUCAGUGCAAUAAAUGUAACAAGUAUUCUGUUGGUCCCAAAACUUGUGCAAAUUCGUGUGUAGAACCUCUCAUAUCAAGAUGCACAGUAAUGUCUCCGCCAAGUCGAACCAAGCGAAGGGGCACUACCUUCUCUUGAAAUGUUGGUAUUGACUAAAAAUAUGUUGUAUAUAUUUAGGACAUUGAAGUAAGUCCAUCCAUAUUGAUCUACUGAUUCACCUUCCCCUACCUCAGUUGUCUAAGCUUUAGCGUAUCAUCUCAAUCGGAGGAUAGUUUCUUAUACACUUUGUACCUUGUAGUAUGUUGAAUCAAAACCCACAAUGGCCGGCACAUAAUUUAAACUAAAAUAAUGUCGACAGUCAUAGGCUGAUAUCUCGCCUCGAUUUAUAGUCUAUCUGUUAGCUGCGGUUAUAUCCUUCCCUAUUUAGUCUUUUGACCUUGAUCCUGGGUUAUAUUGCUUCAGGCUUUUACACGAAGCGACUUUCGUCUGAUCUCCGCAACCUUUGCAGAGGAACCUAUUCCAUUAGAUCAAGGUUAUACAUCCAGUUGGCAGAAUGCAGGUUUUCCUCACAUUGUUGUCGUUCACCGUCCGAGCAUCGGUAAGCAAUGAAUUAUGCGCCGGCGAAAUUGUGCCAAAUGUUGAUUCCCUAUACUGGAUCAGAAAUGUUGGCUACCAAAGAAGCGGCUAUUUCCUUUGGGUUUUAAUAAGAGGCAUUAUAUUUAAUUAUUUUGACCGUGUGUUCUAGCUCGCGCAAAAUCGGUGUGGGAGUGGGAUGGUGACAUAAUUAUGCGUGUUGCGAUUAUGAACCCCAUUUUGAAAACUUGUUUUGUUAAUUGUAAAACUAAAACUAAACUACGUGUCGCUGUAGUCGAGUAAAAAUUUAAUAUUCAAUCACCGAGUAAAUAUUACUAAAAUGUCGCUUAUUAGGCAGAAGAAAGUCAAAUACAAUUUAAACAUUUUUUUACUUAAAAUUUAUAGAAAUAGUAAAAUGUGAGAAAUAUAUAAAUUUUAUUUUUUCUAUAUCAUUAGGGUUUGUAUUCUAAAUGUGAAAUGAUAGAUCCUUUUUAUUUUAUUCAUAAUCAAUAUUUUGUGCAUCGCAUGUGCAAUAUCUGUUAAUUUAUAUUGCAUUUGCAAUUUUCAUAUCAGCGAGUACCUUAUAUUGUUUCAAAAAGUUUUAAAAAUCUGGUGAUAAGACAAUAUAUUUUUAUUCUAUUCUAAAAUACCUUCAUUGUGUGCCUCCUCUUUAAGUGUGGUAUAUCGAGCACAUUUUAUUGUAUAAAUAAGUAUCUAUAUAUAAUAUCUCUGCACAUAAAUUAUCCGCAGCUAAAUAUUACACGUCCAGUUUCGAAAUAUGCGAGUGAAACAGACGAGGGUAGCAGAACAAACUUCCUUUGUCUCUUUCACUCGUACAACCAGAUCACUAUGUGGAUUUUCAAAUUUUACCAUUGGUUCUGAAGCUGACAAAAGAUAAGGAAGCAAAAUUUAUAUCCGGUUGUUUUACUUAAAAUUGGUCUUUAAGAGUAAACCAAAUAGUCAUAAUAACCUAUCUAAAGUCUUGUCUGGCCGUGUAAUAUGUGCUAUGUAGUUGCAACUUGCCUUAUUUGACAGAUUUAAUGAUAAAUGUCGUGCGUGAAUGAUAUCGGCUGUUAAAAGAAAGUUUAUUAUAAAUGAGAAUGUACCUAUAUGUUGUGAUGUAUAAGUUCAAAAAUACAAAAAAUUUAGUCUUGUGAUAACAUUAUGAUAAAAAUGUGAAUAAAUAAUGAAGUAUU